Triticum dicoccoides is the source of this 1232-nucleotide messenger RNA. RefSeq names its product serpin-Z2A-like. Gene Ontology annotation, molecular function: serine-type endopeptidase inhibitor activity. The transcript is spliced from 2 exons. NCBI's taxonomy places the organism in Eukaryota, Viridiplantae, Streptophyta, Magnoliopsida, Poales, Poaceae. The record is from RefSeq and is a predicted model, not a curated record. Bases 247 to 1137 code for a protein of 296 amino acids.
GAGGGCGACGACACCAGGGGCAGCAACAUCGCCUUCUCGCCCUUGUCCCUCUACACCACGCUCGGCUUGGUGGCCGCCGGAGCACGGGGUACAACUCUGGACGAGCUCCUCGCCCUGCUCGGUGCCUCCUCGUCCGACGAGGUCGCUGGCUUCGUGCGUGGCCUCACCGCAGCUGACACUGAGCCGUCCGGCUCCGGUGGGGGGCCGCUCAUCAGCUACGCCUACGGCGUGUUCCACCAGAAAACUAUGGAGCUCACGCCGGCCUACCUCCGCACCGCCGCCGAGUCCUACAAGGCUGAGAUACGCGCCGUCGACUUCGCUCAGGAAGGCAGCAGGGAGAAAACGAGGAAGGAGAUCAACGAGUGGGCGGCGGCGGAGACGGACAAUCUCAUCCCGGAGAUCCUGCCGGAGGGGUCACUGUCCGACGGCUCGAGGCUCGUGCUCACCAACACCAUCUACUUCAAGGGCGUGUGGGAGAGCCGCUUCCCCGAGGCCCUCACCGAGCACCGCACGUUCCACCGCCUGGGCGGCGCCAGCGCCGCCAUCAUCGUCCCCUUCAUGACCUUUUAUCCGGGACUGCACGGCCUCUUCGUCUCCUACCACAAGGACUUCGACGUGCUCAAGCUCCCCUACAAGACCGGCAGCGACGCCACGGCCCGGUACUCGAUGUGCGUGUUCCUCCCGCACACGCGUGGCGGGCUGCGCGCCAUGACCAGCGCUCUGGCAGCCCGCGGCUCCCUGCUCGACCACGUGCCGAAGCAUACGAUCAAGGUGACUAAGCUCCUGCUGCCCAAGUUCAAGCUCUCCUUCUUCUGCCGCCUCGCCGAGGUGCUCGAGAGCCUGGGACUCCGGCAGGCGUUCAGCGAGGAGGCCGAUCUGUCCGGCCUGGUGGAGAGGAGCGUCUGCGACGUGCGCUUGGACGAGGUGUUCCAUAAGGCGGUCGUUGAGGUGAACGAGGAGGGCACCAAGGCGGCGGCCUGCACCGCCGUCAGUGGCCGCAGGAAGCAGUGUGCAAUGAGGGUGACUGCGAGGGAGUUCGUCGCCGACCACCCGUUCGCGUUUUAUAUAGUGGAGGAGGUGUCCGGGGCCGUGGUCUUUGCCGGCCAUGUCCUUGACCCUUCUUCUAGCUCACAGUAGUAGUAAUAAGGCAAUUGGAUUUCCUAGUUACAAUUAGUACUAGCAAGUAUGCUACAGGUUUCAAGUGAAUAAUAAAUGAAACAAUUCGACUAUAA